Rhipicephalus sanguineus (brown dog tick) is the source of this 421-nucleotide messenger RNA. RefSeq names its product ras-like GTP-binding protein Rho1. Gene Ontology annotation, biological process: small GTPase-mediated signal transduction. The record is from RefSeq and is a predicted model, not a curated record. Gene Ontology annotation, molecular function: GTPase activity; GTP binding. The transcript has a single exon. Lineage: Eukaryota; Metazoa; Arthropoda; Arachnida; Ixodida; Ixodidae. The coding region runs from base 84 to 419 and encodes 111 amino acids.
AGCUGGCCUUAUGGGACACAGCGGGGCAGGAGGACUAUGACCGGUUGCGACCCCUGUAGUAUCCGGACACAGAUGUAAUCCUCAUGUGCUUCAGCAUUGAUUCCCCGGAUUCCCUCGAGAACAUCCCGGAGAAGUGGACGCCCGAGGUGCGCCACUUCUGCCCCAACGUGCCCAUCAUCCUCGUGGGGAACAAAAAGGACCUGCGCAAUGACCCGCACACGCUGCGGGAGCUUGCGAAGAUGAAACAGAAGCCCGUGGCCCCGGAGGAAGGGCGCACCAUGGCGGAGAAGAUCAACGCCUACGGCUACCUGGAGUGCUCUGCCAAGACCAAGGACGGUGUGCGCGAGGUGUUUGAGACUGCAACGAGGGCCGCCCUGCAGGUCAAGAGGCCGAAGAAGACAAAGUGCGUUCUGCUCUAGAG